This is a messenger RNA of Callithrix jacchus (white-tufted-ear marmoset), 4945 nucleotides long. RefSeq names its product GEM interacting protein (gene GMIP). Gene Ontology annotation, biological process: negative regulation of GTPase activity; signal transduction; activation of GTPase activity. The record is from RefSeq and is a predicted model, not a curated record. Lineage: Eukaryota; Metazoa; Chordata; Mammalia; Primates; Cebidae. Gene Ontology annotation, molecular function: GTPase activator activity. Gene Ontology annotation, cellular component: plasma membrane.
UUGGAGCAGUUGAACUUGGACUUGUCCUUGCUCAGAUAAUUCAGUGCAUAUUUCCUAAUUUAACAAGCACUCCCAGGCCAGGCACAGGGGCUUAUGCCUGUAAUUCCAGCACUUUGGGAGGCCCAAGUGGGUGGAUCUCCUGAGAUUAGGAGUUCAAGACCAGCCUGGCAACAUGGUGAACCCCCGUCUCUACUAAAAGUACAAAGGUUAGCCAGUUGUGGGGGCGGGCGCCUGUAAUUUCAGCUACUCAGGAGGCUGAGGCAUGAGAAUCACUUGAACAUGGAAGGUGGAGGUGGCAGUGAGUGGAGAUCGUGCCACUGCAGUCCAGCCUGGGCAACAGAGGGAGACUCCAUCUCAAAAAAAAAGAAAAGAAAAAAUAGCAUCUCCAUAUUUUCAUGGUUCAUUUCACAUUUUACAGCUCAGGUGCUGAGGAGCCUUAGGAUGCGUGGUAUUUUUUUCUUUCCCAUAAUACAUAAGAUAACAGCAUGCCUUCCUCUCUGGUGGUGUCUGAGACGUGAGGAGUACGAUCAGCAUCAUUACAAGUACUGACUGUCACGCCUUUGGGGUCCUGCGCUGCUGUACCAUCUCGUGUCACUGUCAGGGAGCUCUGGCUGAGCAUCAGCUAGGAUGUGACCCAGAAGCCUGGCUUGGCUCUCAGCUCAAUAGUGUCCUUCCUUUCAAUGGACUCACUCAUCACAACUCAAGAAUUGCAGAGCAGGCAGCACGGAGCCAGUCGGAGAAUUCCUGCCUCCUUAGCAGCCAAAGCCUUGAGGAAGUAAAGUUAUAAACGUACUUUAAAGUCUGUAUUUCCAGCCCCAAAAGUCCACUGAAUGCUGGGUAUGGGAACAUUACAAUUUACAAGCGGCUUGUGGCAACCCCAGAGCUGGCGCUUCUGGACAAACCUCCACCCCCUGCCUAAAAGGGCUGCUUCCUGCUUUGCUGUAAUUGGGGCUUGGAGCCUGAUCCAGCUUUGAGGGUCACUGGGGGUUCCCCAGGCUAGGGGUUCUCCAGCCCCAGAGUAUUAGAAUUUCAGUUGGAAUCGGGCAGAAUAUCAGGUCUCCACUACGGGGCGCCAUGGCUCCACUGAGGCCGAGGUGGUUUCAGGACUCCGAGAGAUCCCUGGGCAAGGGGAUCACUGCAGUCGUGGAUUGUGGGAGUUCCUGGGACAGGCUCCCCAGGAUGGGUGGACUCUACAGCCAUUCGAGUAGGAAGGCGCUGGGGUUCCGUGGGAUUUGGGGCGGCACAAAGAUCUGGGAGGGAAACUAUGGUCUAGAUGAAGUCCUAGGAUGCCCAGGCCAGGGGCACUGCAGCCCUGGGUGGUCGCUCGGUGCACUGGCCCGACCCAGCUUCAGGCGGCUCAGGUAGAGGAGGGUGCCAUAAAGGCUUCUGGGCUUUGGGGGUGUGGCCACUUGGGGCGUGGUUUGAUGUGGGGGCGUGGUCUCCCGCGGGCGGAGCAACGCGGAACCCGGGCGGCGGCAGCAGCGGCAGGAAAUCGGGGCUCGGCCCCGCCGGCGCGAGACCCUAUCCCCAUCCCGGUCCCCGCAGAGCGAUCCCCAGGCCCAGGCAUGGACGCAGCAGAGCCGGGCCUCCCCCCGGCUCCUGAGGGCAGGAAGAGGUACAGUGACAUCUUCCGGAGCCUGGACAAUCUUGAAAUCUCACUGGGCAAUGUGACCUUUGAGAUGCUGGCUGGAGACCCUCUACUCUCAGAAGACCCAGAACCUGACAAGACCCCCACAGCCACUGUCACCAAUGAAACCAGCUGUUGGAGCGGCCCCUCCCCAGAGGGUCCUACACCCCUCACAGGGGAAGAACUGGAUUUGCGGCUCAUUCGGACCAAUGGGGGUGUAGACGCAGCCCUGGAAUAUGCCAAGACCUGGAGCCGCUAUGCCAAGGAGCUGCUUGCCUGGACUGAAAAGAGAGCCAGCUACGAGCUGGAGUUUGCCAAAAGCACCAUGAAGAUCGCUGAAGCUGGCAAGAUGUCCAUUCAACAGCAGAGCCACAUGCCUCUGCAGUACAUCUACACUCUGUUUCUGGAGCACGACCUCAACCUGGGAGCCCUGGCCAUGGAGACAUUGGCCCAGCAGAAAAGAGACUACUACCAGCCCCUCGCCGCCAAACGGACUGAGAUUGAGAAGUGGCGGAAGGAGUUCAAGGAGCAGUGGAUGAAGGAGCAGAAGCGGAUGAAUGAGGCGGUGCAGGCACUUCGGCGUGCCCAGUUGCAGUAUGUGCAACGCAGCGAAGACCUGCGGGUGCGCUCCCAGGGGUCCCCUGAGGACCCGGCCCCCCAGGCCUCACCGGGACCUAGCAAGCAGCAGGAGCGGCGGCGGCGCUCACGAGAGGAGGCCCAGGCCAAGGUGCAGGAGGCCGAGGUGCUGUACCACACCUGCAUCCGCGAGGCCAACGCGCGGCAGCAGGACCUGGAGACAGCCAAGCAGCGAAUCGUGUCGCACGUGCGCAAGCUGGUGUUUCAGGGGGACGAACUGCUGAGGCGGGUGACCCUGGGUCUCUUCAGGCUGCGGGGGGCACAGGCGGAGCGUGGCCCCCGCGCCUUCGCCGCCCUGGCCGAGUGCUGUGCGCCCUUUGAGCCGGGCCAGCGCUACCAGGAGUUCGUGCGGGUGCUGCAGCCCGAGGUCCCGCCGCCCCCACCGCCCCUCUUCUCCUUCCAGGAGAUCAUUCACUCCGUUAACAGCUCCCCUCUGGACAUCAGAAAGAAGCUCUCCGGGCCUUUACCUCCAAGGCUGGACGAGAAUUCAGCUGAGCCAGGCCCUUGGGAGGACCCGGGCACAGGCUGGCGCUGGCAAGGGACUCCAGGCCCCACUCUGGGCAGUGAUGUGGACAGCGUGGGCGGCGGCAGUGAAUCUCGGUCCCUGGACUCUCCUACUUCCAGCCCAGGCGCUGGCAGGCGAAGGCUGGUGAAGGCUUCAUCCACAGGCACUGAGUCCUCAGAUGACUUUGAGGAGCGAGACCCUGACCUGGGAGACGGGCUGGAGAAUGGGCUGGGGAGCCCCUUUAGGAAGUGGACACUGUCCAGCGCGGCUCAGACCCACCGGCUGCGGCGACUGCGGGGCCCAGCCAAGUGCCGCGAGUGUGAAGCCUUCAUGGUCAGCGGGACGGAGUGUGAGGAGUGCUUCCUGACCUGCCACAAGCGCUGCCUGGAGACUCUGCUGAUUCUCUGUGGACACAGGCGGCUCCCAGCCCGGACACCCAUCUUUGGGGUCGACUUCCUGCAGCUCCCCAGAGACUUCCCGGAGGAGGUACCCUUUGUGGUCACGAGGUGCACAGCUGAGAUAGAACACCGCGCCCUGGAUGUGCAGGGCAUUUACCGGGUCAGCGGGUCCCGGGUCCGUGUGGAGCGUCUGUGCCAGGCUUUCGAGAAUGGCCGAGCGUUGGUGGAGCUGUCGGGGAACUCGCCUCAUGACGUCUCGAGUGUCCUCAAGCGAUUUCUUCAGGAGCUCACCGACCCCGUGAUCCCCUUCCACCUCUACGACGCCUUCAUCUCUCUGGCUAAGACCCUGCAUGCAGACCCUGGGGACGACCGCAGGACCCCCAGCCGCAGCCCUGAGGUUAUCCCCUCGCUCAAGACCCUCUUGGCGCAGCUGCCUCCCUCUAACUACAACACCCUGCGGCACCUGGUGGCCCAUCUGUUCAGGGUUGCUGCACGGUUUAUGGAAAACAAGAUGUCUGCCAACAAUCUGGGCAUUGUGUUCGGGCCAACACUGCUGCGGCCACCGGAUGGCCCUCGGGCAGCCGGCGCCAUCCCUGUCACUUGCCUGCUGGACUCUGGGCAUCAGGCCCAGCUUGUGGAGUUCCUCAUAGUGCACUACGAGCAGAUCUUCGGGAUGGAUGAGCUCCCCCAGGCCACCGAGCCUCCACCCCGAGACUCCAGCCCAGCCCCUGGGUUCCUUACAACCAGCCCCCAACCACCACCCCUGCACCUUGACCCGGACUCCCAGCCCCCAGUCCUAGCCUCGGCCCCUGGCUCGGACCCCCAGCCCCACAGUGACCUGGAGCAGCAUCUCACCGCUACACCCACUGAGAUUCCAACUCCACAGAGUGACCAGAGAGAGGAAAUGGCUGAAGACAUCAAAGAUGGAGGAGGGGAAGUGUCCAGCCAAGGCCCAGAGGACUUACUCCUGGGGACACAGUCUCGUGGCCACUUCAGCCGCCAGCCAGUGAAGUAUCCCCGGGGCGGUGUGCGGCCUGUCACCCACCAGCUGUCUAGUCUGGCCCUGGUGGCUUCCAAGCUGUGUGAAGAGACCCCCAUCACAUCAUUGACCAGAGGGAGUUUGCGGGGGCGGGGGCCCAGCCCUGCAGCCACCUCCCGUGAGGGUAGCCCCCUGCGCCGCACCCCGCUGCCCAAGCAUUUUGAGAUCACCCAGGAGACAGCCCGGCUACUCUCCAAACUGGACAGCGAGGCUGUGCCCAGGGCCACCUGCUGCCCAGACAUCCAGCCUGAGGAAACCGAGGACCAUCUCUGACCACCCCGGCAGGGAAGAGGCCCAGGAUUGAGAAGACAGACCCAUAUCUCCCACCUCCCGCCACCUGGAGGCCAAACACCCAGCCAGGAGUUCAAUGUUGGGAGGUCAAGAGGGUUCUUAUCAGGAAAAACUGUUUAAUACAUGGCCUGGGGGAGGCCUAAAACCCUUUUGGCGGCAAUGUCCCAGAAUCCCCCCACUAGACACAGCUCAUUGCCAAGCGUCAGGGUCACUCGGGCUCAGAGGUCACUCAGGGUCAGUACUCAGGGUCAAUAUAGGUUAUGAGAUCUUUGGAGUCCACCCUAGCCUCUGACCCCUGGGACAGGGGUGCCUUUUAUACUUUCAUUGUGGUCACUCCCCAACACCUGCCUGCCUCCUCCCACUCCAAGUGACCUUGGAGGAGAUGGGCAGCUCAGACUCCACAUUCUGGUGGUGCCUGGGGUCUGAUGGCCUCUAAUAAACUGUGUCCU